AUACUCAAGGUAUAGUUUUAUGUCAGAUGCUAGAAAUUGAAUAUCAAAAAACUAAAAAUGGAAAAAAAUAUAUGCCUAAACCUAUAAGUAGAUUAAAUCUUAAUUAAAACUAAAUUAGAAUUAGUGAUAAAAUAAAGAAACAUAAAUAAUAAAAAAAAAUUAAUUAAAAUUUUUAUUAUUAUAGUCCAAUUAAAAAAAAAAAAAUUAAUAGUAAUCAAGAUAAUUCAGAGUAAUAAAAACAGGAAUAAUUAAAUCAAAAAAUAGAUUAAAGUAAUUAAUACAGUACAUUUAAUUAAUAGAUAUAAUAGAAUGACUAGGAAGCUAAUGAACACUUAAAAAUUAAAUUUAAUGAUGAAAAUUUAAAAAAUUAUGUAAAUAUUAUCAAUAAAAAUGAUAAAUAAUAAUAGAAUUUUAAUCUUAAUUAAAAUUUAGAUGUGUCUAUUAAAAAAAAUAGCAAAUAUAUAAUUAAACCAGCUAAGUUUAUUGAAGAUUAAGAAAACUUUAAUGAAUAUUAUUUGAAGUUUACUCCUGAAUAUUCUCGUAAUAAAAACUAUUUGGAAUUUUCUUCAUCUAAUACAAAAAGAUAUAGAAAAAAUUAGAUAUGUAAUAAUAAUAGUAGUUAUUACUAAAAUUAUAAUCUCCAUAAUUAAAAAUGAAUAUAAAAAAAUAUCACAAAAGACUAUAAAUAAAUAUAUAAAUUGC
Ichthyophthirius multifiliis is the source of this 702-nucleotide messenger RNA. RefSeq lists its product as hypothetical. Lineage: Eukaryota; Ciliophora; Oligohymenophorea; Hymenostomatida. The transcript is spliced from 2 exons. The record is from RefSeq and is a predicted model, not a curated record. The annotation marks the transcript as partial.